GUAUGUGAACGAUCAACAAGACUAGAAAAGUUGAGCAUCCAAGAAGUACAUAUACUUUGUUAAAGGAAGGUGAAGAGUGGUGGCAUGACACCUCAGCAUGCGCGUCUUCCAAAUCUCGCUAGCGCCAACCCUUUCUCCACUGCUAAUAGCUGGUCACCCCCUUGCUUGCGCCUGCGCGUGUACACAGCCCAGCGCUUGCCCUUUCCCACUCGAGCUCGACGACACUAUAAAUACCAGCCCACUUGCUCACGCAUCACCUCCCCCUCCCGGUCGAAGGCACGCGCAGACGAAGAUCUAGGCGCCGCGGCGAACAGUGAUGGUGAAGAACACAAGCAAUGGCGUCGCCACCGCUACCGCGUUCUCGGACGACAAGGCCAGGCCGGAGAGCGGCGUAGGCGGCAAGUCGGCGGCGAGGCCGUACAAGGGGGUGCGGAUGCGGAGCUGGGGGUCGUGGGUGUCGGAGAUCAGGGCGCCCAACCAGAAGCGCCGGAUCUGGCUCGGCUCCUACGCCACGCCCGAGGCAGCCGCGCGCGCCUACGACGCAGCGCUGCUCUGCCUCAAGGGCUCCGGCGCCGUCCUCAACUUCCCCGCCGCCUCGUCGCCGUCGUCGUCCUCCUCCCCGCACCACGUCGAUACCCGCCACUCAGACCCGGCGUCGUCGUCGGGCGCCAUGUCACCGAGGUCCAUCCAACGCGCGGCGGCCGCGGCCGCCGCCGCAUUCGACGCGGGCCUCGGCGCCAGCGUCGAAGACAGGUGCUCUUCCAGCGCCGGCGCGACCACAACGACGUCUGCCUCUCUGUCAGUGUCAACGCUGUGCAGCGCCGAUCACGUCCAGGAGCACGCUACCUCGUCGUCCGCCGCGGCCAGCACCGGCUCGCCGGCCGAGGGGGACGAGCUGUGGACGGACCUGGACGCCUUCGCCUCGCCCAAGUUCAUGGAUCUGAUGGCCUCCGGCGCCGCGCCGUUCUCGUCGACGUGGGAGGAUCCCGAGGACGACGGCGAGGUGAUGAGGCUGUGGAGCUUCUGCUAAAGCCUAUAGGGAGGAUCAAGCCCUGUUCAGCGAUGUGCAUGAUACAUUGCUCCACAUUUUUUCGUCUCCCUGUCAGCAUUGCAAGCUAGGUGCAUGCAUGCCUAGCGUCUACCAAAGAUUCUUUCGUUUUUUUAUAAGAUCAAAAAGAUAAAUUAUUUUUUUGUUCUGAACA
This is a messenger RNA of Panicum hallii, 1202 nucleotides long. Its product is annotated as ethylene-responsive transcription factor ERF014-like. The transcript has a single exon. Gene Ontology annotation, molecular function: DNA binding; DNA-binding transcription factor activity. Bases 317 to 1030 code for a protein of 237 amino acids. Gene Ontology annotation, biological process: regulation of DNA-templated transcription. The record is from RefSeq and is a predicted model, not a curated record. Lineage: Eukaryota; Viridiplantae; Streptophyta; Magnoliopsida; Poales; Poaceae.